Closterium sp. NIES-67 is the source of this 1965-nucleotide messenger RNA. The record is from the annotation of a GenBank genome assembly. NCBI's taxonomy places the organism in Eukaryota, Viridiplantae, Streptophyta, Zygnematophyceae, Desmidiales, Closteriaceae.
AUCUGUGAUGGUGGAGACACUCGCACGAUUCGAGAAGGACGUGAAACGAACCGACACCGGGUUCCUGGCAAUAGCGACAGAGGUGAAAGACGGCAAGGAGAAGAUCUCGGAACCUCCAGGAAAAAUCAAGGAAUUGCUGAAGGAGUUCCAAGACAUUCUUCCUGACGACCUACCGAACGAGCUACCGCCAUACCGCACACAUCAACAUGAGAUCGUGGAGGAACCAGGUUCGAAACCGACCUUCCGAGCACCAUAUCGGCUCAGUCCUACGGAGCUGACCGACAUGAAGAAACAAAUCGAGUAUCUCUUGGCCAAAGGACUCAUCCGACCAUCUACUUCACCAUACGGUGCCCCAGUACUCUUCACCCCGAAACCGGACGGAAGCCUGCGCAUGUGUAUCGACUACCGAGCUCUUAACAAGCAGACUAUCAAGAACAAGUAUCCGAUACCACGAAUCGAUGACCUGCUUGACCAGCUUCGGGGAGCUACGGUAUUUUCCAAAUUGGAUCUGCGGUCCGGAUACUGGCAAAUACGGAUGGCGGACAACUCUAUCCACAAAACUGCUUUCCGAACUCGGUACGGAUCGUACGAGUAUCUGGUAAUGCCGUUCGGACUCACCAACGCACCGGCAACUUUCCAAGCCGAAAUGAACCACAUUCUACGACCACUUCUGGACGAGUGCGUGGUGGUAUACCUGGACGACAUACUCAUCUACUCGCGCGACAUGAAGCAGCACGUCGAACACCUGCGACGCGUCUUCGAGAUUCUUCGACGAGAACGAUUCUACGUCAAGCUGUCCAAGAGCGAAUUCGCCCUUGAAAAGGUCCAGUUUCUAGGACACAUGGUGAGCGCUCAAGGAGUUCACGUCGACCCCAAGAAGAUCGAAGCCGUACGUACGUGGAAGACACCCGAGAACGUGAAGGAGUUGCAGCAGUUCCUAGGCUUCGCUAAUUACUACAACAGGUUCGUGCCACAGUAUGCGAGAAUCGCGGCACCACUCACGAAUCUGCUGAAGAAGAACACGCCCUACAAUUGGGAGACGAAGCACCAGGAAGCCGUGGAGCAGCUGAAGCAAGCACUUACGUCCGCACCAGUACUCAUCUUGCCAGAUCCCGAACGUGACUACGUCAUUGAAGCAGACGCCAGUGAUCAGGCCGUGGGGGCAGUCUUGAUGCAAGACCAGGGGAAUGGACUGCAACCAAUUGCCUACCUCAGCAAGAAACUGCACGGGGCAGAACUAAACUACCCGAUACACGACAAAGAGGCUCUUGCUAUCAUCAUCGCCUUCAAAGCGUGGAGAUGCUAUCUCGAAGGACGAAAAACGACCGUCUACACCGACCACUGCAGCCUGAAAUACUUGAAGACACAACCCAACCUUUCCAGGCGGCAGGUCCGGUGGAUCGACUUCCUCGAGACGCACUUCCACUACGACAUCGUGUACAAGCCCGGCCACAAGAACAAAGCAGACGCCCUCAGCCGGCCUGCACACGUUGCCGCUAUUCAGGAGAGGGAAGGAGAGUAUGCGGCAGGGACAACAGGCAGCAGCAUGUAUGGUGGCGUGAGUGGUAGUGCGAGUGCAGCUGCGAGCGGCAUGUGUGAGGAGGAUGAGGCAGGUGCUGUGAGGAGCGGAGGCGCACAUGUGGCCUUGGCUUCUGCUGCUUCUCUCCCAGAGGCUGCUGCUGCUGCCACUCCGCCUGCUGCUUCUCCUGCUGCUCCUGCUUCUGCUCCCGUUGCUGCUCCCGUUGCUGCUCCUGUUCCUGCUGCUACAGCAUUCCAGAAGCAGAGAAGGGCAUUCUAGGGCGGGGCCACGGGCCCCCUCUGCCCCUUCCACUGCCUCUUCCCCUGCCCCUUCCGGCCACGGGCCCACUGCAAUGAUCAACUACUCCGGUCCCCUGCCUCUGUGGCUACCGCCUGAUGAUGAAAGCAGUAACCUAGAACAUGCUGCCGCUGAUGGCUCCCACAUGC